This is a messenger RNA of Rhincodon typus (whale shark), 1615 nucleotides long. RefSeq names its product pre-B-cell leukemia transcription factor 4 (gene pbx4). Gene Ontology annotation, cellular component: nucleus. Gene Ontology annotation, molecular function: DNA-binding transcription factor activity. The transcript is spliced from 3 exons. The coding region runs from base 376 to 633 and encodes 85 amino acids. NCBI's taxonomy places the organism in Eukaryota, Metazoa, Chordata, Chondrichthyes, Orectolobiformes, Rhincodontidae. The record is from RefSeq and is a predicted model, not a curated record.
AGCGCCGUCAAAACAGUCGCGAGCGAGCAGGAAGGAGGGGGGGGGGGCGGGCGAGCGGUGGCGGCGACGGUUAAAAUUCAAAUCGCUGCAACGUUCGGCUUGGUGUUGGGUGAGCCAACCCCCGGAGGACGUCCGAUUUAUUAUUAUUGAGAAAGAAAGAGGGGGAGAAAAAAAUUGAUCUUUGACAGGAUUUAAAACAAGAAGAUCAGUGACAUUUCCAGACGGGAGAGUAUUUUUCUAAUUUUUUUUUCAAUUAUUUAUUCCCUUUCCCCUCUCUCCCUCUUCACACCCUCUGGACUCUCUGUCAGGGUCUUUUGUGUGUGUGUGUGUGUGUGUGUGAGAGAGAUUUUUUUUUCAUUUUGUGGCCGGGGUGUGAUGGAGGACCAGUCCCGGCUGCUGCAGCCUCACCCCGGGGUGGCUCUGGCGGUACACUCGCUCCCUCCUCACUCCCAGGCGGACGGAGGCGACCCCGAGGGACGGAAACAGGACAUCGGAGACAUCCUGCAGCAGAUCAUGACCAUCACUGACCAGAGCCUGGACGAGGCUCAGGCCAGAAAACACGCGUUAAACUGUCACAGGAUGAAACCGGCUCUCUUCAGUGUUUUGUGCGAAAUCAAAGAAAAGACAGGAUAAAGAAACAUCUGCGAAUGAGCAAACCAGCUCGGCGAGCGAACCAAUGACAGCAUUUGACAUUUGACCUUGAUGUUGAUAUUUCUGUGAGCUGACCAGCAGAGGAAGGAUCCAGAGUUGCUGUGGCAACAUAUGGAUUUAAAUGCACGUUGUAUCCAGGAGUUAUGGAUAGUGAUGAUAAAAGCUUCAGUUUUUUUCCUAUUACAUGGCUGACCAAGAAUUUCUUCUGCUUUUACUGCCUGCCUUUGAUAUAUUCUCGAAGGAGUUAAAAGAUGAUACUCCACGUAUUUGGCCACACAAUGAACACAUCAUCACAUCCUUGAGUGGGACUUGAAUUCUGAUCUUCUAGCUUCGAUGCAGGGAAUAUCUCUCACCACCCCCACCCGGUGCCACAACGAUCACUCCCAUUGUUGAAAUAGGGUUCAUAUAUUUGUAGAAAACAAUAAGUGUAGUAAUAUAGAUCCAAUUAGUAGACUUCAUCUGUAAAUGUAUCUUAGAAUUUGUUUUCAUGGGAAAGAGAAUUUUGAGAAGAAUGUUGGUCAAAUACUAAUAAUUUCCAUGAAAUGGCAAUUGGUUACUAAAAUUACUAGGAGCUGUUGAAGUUAGAAUCUCUCAAAGUCUCUGCAUUUGGUUGAUUUUUUUUCUCCUUUUCAAUGCCCCACCUUGCAUCGAACUGCUCACAUUUCUCUACUCUGUGGUUGUUUUGUAAUUUUUUCAUUACAUUUUAUAAGUAUGUUACAUAUACAGAUUCAAUACAUUUGGUGUUCAAUGGAGUUACCUAGUUCAAAAAUAAAACUGCCCAGUGUAUUAUUGUAUAUUGUUCAGCCGUGAUCCUGUUGAAUGAGGGAGCAGGCUUGUGGGGCACAAUGACCUACUCCUGUUCCUAAUUCUUAUGGUCUAUGGUUUAAGGCUUGUACUCAAAAGAUGCAGUCUUCUUUCAGAUUGAGUUCUGUGCAUAAGACUAAUUUUACCCACUUUCAACAAA